Loxodonta africana (African savanna elephant) is the source of this 2052-nucleotide messenger RNA. It is a transcript of the gene TMEM9, whose product is annotated as transmembrane protein 9. Bases 146 to 697 code for a protein of 183 amino acids. The transcript is spliced from 6 exons. Gene Ontology annotation, cellular component: lysosomal membrane. The record is from RefSeq and is a predicted model, not a curated record. NCBI's taxonomy places the organism in Eukaryota, Metazoa, Chordata, Mammalia, Proboscidea, Elephantidae.
GUUACCUUGGCGACGGCGAGGUUAGACUGAGCGGCUGCUCUGGCAGCCAAUAGAAGCCGGAAGAGGGCGGGCCUGCAGAGUCCGGUGCGGCCGUGGCUGGGCCCGGAGGUGUCCCGUCUUACUGGCCCAGCGAGCCUGAGUAAGCAUGAAGCUCCUAUCUUUCGUGGCCGUAGUCGGCUGUUUGCUGGUACUCCCAGCUCAAGCCAGCAAGAGUUCUGAAGAUAUUCGGUGCAAAUGCAUCUGUCCACCCUAUAGAAACCUCAGUGGGAACAUUUACAACCAGAAUGUGUCACAGAAGGACUGCAACUGCCUGCACAUCGUGGAUCCCAUGCCGGUGCCUGGCCAUGACAUGGAGGCCUACUGCCUGCUGUGCGAGUGCAAAUAUGAGGAGCGCAGCACCACCACCAUCAAGGUCAUCAUCGUCAUCUACUUGUCAGUGGUGGGUGCCCUCCUGCUCUACAUGGCCUUCCUGAUGCUGGUGGACCCUCUGAUUCGGAAGCCGGAUGCGUACACUGAACAGCUGCACAAUGAGGAGGAGAAUGAGGAUGCUCGUUCUAUGGCAGCCGUCGCUGCCUCCCUGGGGGGACCCCGGGCUAACACAGUCCUGGAGCGUGUGGAAGACGCUCAGCAGCGGUGGAAGCUGCAGGUGCAGGAGCAGCGGAAGACAGUCUUCGAUCGGCACAAGAUGCUCAGCUAGAUGGCUGGCACAGUCGUGCAAGGACUGGAAGUGGUGGCCACCGGUUUCUAGUGCUGGACGGAGCCAGGGGCUGCAUCUCCUCCGCGCCCACUCCCCCAAUGCCGCUCUUCCCCAUCACCCCCUCAAAGCCUGCGGCAUUUUUCUUUCUCCUCCCUCUAUUUAGAAACAUGUAUGCAGCUGAUCAAAUUAGGGAAGAGUGGUGGGGUCUCUAAUCUAGUGUGCCUCCUCAGGCCUUGGGGGUUGAGGGGCCAGAAGGGGAUAGAGACGUUUCAGAUGGAUCAGCAUUGGAUGGCGUUGGUCUCUCCUUCCACCCCUGUCACCCUUCUAGCUUCAGAUCUUGGGGAUUUGAUUACCCUUUUGGAAGAUGGAGCUGGGUUAUCAGGAACUCAGCCUUUGGAAGGAAAGCAUGGCCCACAUUCAGCAUGUCCUGCCAGGCUUCUUGUUACCACCUUCCUCCCAAGCCUAAUACCUCAGCCCCAGCGUGGCCUGGUUCUGGCCCUCAGGGAUGGCUGAUGGGAAAGCUGGAGACCUGGAGGGUCAUCCUGCCUUCCUCCUACUGACCGUUCUUCCCCAGCCCAUGGCAGUGCCCAUGUAUUCUUCAUUCUGCUGCCUGUCUCCUCACUCCCACUUAAGCAGGCCUGGGCAGCCCCCCACCUUCCCCAGCGCUGAGCCAGAAGGUUGGACCACACGACACCUAGGGCUGAGCAGUGGAGCUGAGCACUGUAGCGCCUGUCCUUGGGUCGCUUAUCCCUGAGUUUCACUGUACCAGUGCAUGGAGAGAAAUGUCUGUCUGCCCAUCGUUUUAGAGUUGUCUGUAAACCCAGGAAGCAAUUAUUAAAUUGUCUGACUUCUCUUGCUUUCUGGACUUUAGGGGACUAAGAGAGUGUUCCCCAGUGACAUGCUAAGUGCUGUGUCCCAGCAAGGGGGCAGAGAGGCAGAGCCCACAGUGGGGUGCAGGUGAGGCCCUGGACUUGCAGGGUUCCCGUUGACCUGGCAGGAAAAGAGACUGGCAGGCAGAGACAGCUGCCUGUCACGGGCUGCCUUCACUGCGUGAAGGACAAAAUGAACUGGCCCUUAGGAGUUAUCCUGGGAUUGUGUUUUGUCUAAGUGGGAGAUUCCCCCAAACCUCGGAACAGUCCUGAUACUAUCCUUGUGCCUCACAGUUGCAGCGAAUGGUUCUCAUUGCAAAACCCGUUAAGUGUCACAAAAUGAGGGGGUUUGGGGUGGGGGGGCAGCCAGGAAAACGGCUGCCGUCCAAGCAAGGCAGAAACAAAGCACCUAGUGGGGCCUCAGGCCUGUCUGGUCUGAUGGAAGUUUCUGCCCUCAAGGGUGUCUAAAUAAACAUGUAUUGAGAA